CUUGAUCGUGAUUGGUGGAUGAGGGGCCCCGCACCUGAGGCUGAUCGUCGGUGACACAGACGCACACCGCGCUGGUCCGAGGCCUCACUCUGGACUAAUCAAGCGCACGAUUUAAGAAAUACUCGGUGUGGGUGUCCUUUCUUGGGACUCCCUACCGCUGGUCCCCCCCUGGAGACAUGGAGACAAAGGACAUAAUCAUUUUAGAAGCUGACCCACCUCUCCUCUCUUCAUCACCUCGAGCUUCUAUCUCCCUACAGCCUGAAGAUGUCCCUAAAACUGCCUACGGUGUUGUACCAGUGACUGUCAACAUGGGACCCCCACCUCCGCCUCCUCCUCCACCACCUCCCCCGCCCCCCCCCUCCUUCAUCAUCCCUAUCUGCCCAACCACCUUUUGGCUUCCGAAACAAUCGCAGGUCAAUGAAAAAGCUUAACUGGGACACUAUUCCAAGUCAGCGUGUCCUGGGAAAGAAAAAUGUGUGGACAUCCAGAAAGACUGAGAGGGAUUUGAGACUGGACAUUGAGAGCAUUGAGGAGCUGUUCAGUCAAGUGGACAAACGCACCUCAAUACGCAGGCCCCCUGGGCUAAAAAAUAUUGAUGAUGUUGAUACUGUUAAGGAGCCACAGGUCACUAUUCUUGAUUCCAAAAGAAGUAUGAAUAUUGGUAUUUUUCUCAGACAUUUCAAGAGGCCAGUGACGGACAUUAUCCAGGACAUUUGUCAAGGAAACUGGCUCAGGUUUGGUUCAGGCAAACUGAAAGAGCUUUGUAAACUGCUCCCAGAAGAUACUGAGGUGAAGCAACUGAUGUCAUUCACGGGAAACAUGGCACAGUUACCAGAGGCUGACCAGUUCAUGGUGCAGCUGGUCAGAGUGCCAGGGUAUGUGGAGCGUCUGAAGUCAAUGGUGCUGAGGGAGGAGUUUUUUCCUCUGAUGGAGGAGGUGAAGCACUCUCUGACAGUGCUCUCUGAUGCAGCCAAUGAGCUAUUGGACUGUGAUGACCUGCACUCGGUCAUCCGACUGGUUUUAAAGGCGGGAAAUUACAUGAACGCGGGAGGAUACAGUGCAAAUGCCAUUGGCUUCAGGAUGACUUCUUUACUGAAUCUGGCCGACACCAAAGCGAACAAACCAGGCAUGAAUCUAAUGCACUAUGUGGCCAAGCAAGCAGAGGCCAUUGACCGUGAACUACUGACUUUCCCAGUUCAACUUGAACAUCUUAGAAUGGCUUCAAGAAUGUGCAAAGAGGAGAUGGUUGCAGAGUUUGAACGAGAAGUCAAGAAGAUCAAAGAAGUGAAGCUUUAUGUCAGCAGACAGCCGGACCUGUUUGAACAGAUGGAGACAUUUCUCAUUAGAGCUGACGCCAAGUGUGCUGAUAUUGAGCGCAGUUUGAAGCAGCUGAAUUCUGUGAGUUCUGCUGUGGCUGAAUUCUUCUGUGAGGAUCCAGUCACCUUCAAACUCCAGGAGUGCUGCUCCAUCUUCCACUCUUUCUGCACUCGCUUUGACACUGCUGUGCAGGAAAAUCGUGAGCGAGAAGCAGCCGAGGAGCAGCGCAAACGUAAGGAAAGCAUGCGUCAGUCAACCAAACGCCGGCCCACUGCCUCCUGCCCCCAAACCAACCCCAACGGUGAGCAGGACCCAUCAGGCCUGGAAGACGCUCUGCACAGCUUCCUCUCCUCUGUCCCAGGAAGUAUCUCCAGAUCCAGAAGAAACCUACACCUCGGAUCCUCUCCCAGCUCCCAGUCUGUCAAAGUGGAGUCCAGUCCCCAAACUUCUCAUGACAGACCGGACAAGAAACAAGCCAAACUGAACAAUGAAAGAGGAACAGAGAGUAAGAAGGAUGAGGAGAAGAUACGCGAGUCAAAGCGAAAGGUGCUGCGUCAUCAGAACAGCAGGAGCAGUCUGGAUGGAGACAGAGGGUCUGGCACUCCACGGCGCUCGGAUCGAUCGAACAGACACCCCUCUACCCCCAAGACCCCUCGAAACAAGGACUAUUUCUAUGGCAACGGCGGAAGUGUAGACUCUCCAUGGACCAUCCUGAGCCCGGUUACCUGCACGCACAGAAACUCUCCAGAUCAGAAGAAACUCUCCCAAAAACGGCCCUCCAUUAUAGACGACCCUGACGAUGGUAUUUGGGAGAGUGUUGAGGUCACCUAUUUCCCUGAUUCAACCCUUGAGGAAAGCUUAACUGCCUCCAUAUCAUGUACGCCUGUCAAUUUAAAAUCCAUUUCCCAUGGACCUCUCCACCGCUCUGUGUCAGUAGAUGAGUCCAGAAGGUCGCCCGCCUCUGCGUUUUGGAUCGGAGAUUUUUUCCAGAGAAGUUUUUCACAAAGAUCCUACUCAUCUGGAUCGAGGAGAGACGUGGUAAAAGAUGAUAGUGUCAGAGUUUGUAAAACCUCAAAUCCCUUUGAGAAUCAGGGAAUUAAAUCUUUCUUUAAGCGAAUUGGAAAUAGAAACAAACCAGGAGAAGCUGAUGAGCCCACCAUUUUGAAAUCUUGCACUUGAUAAUUAUCUUAUUUAUGACACGUUAUGCUUUAUAAUUUGCUAUGUUUUAAAUUGUCCUUUUAUUUCUUUUAAAUUUACUCUUCAGCUGAUACAAGGCAACUGUGGACUUGCUUUUAUGAAUGAAGGUGCCCAUUGUGUAAUAGUUUUUUGUCUUUAUCCUUGUGCAUGAAUUAAACUAUUUAUGGCAGUUUUUA
Messenger RNA from Boleophthalmus pectinirostris (great blue-spotted mudskipper), 2690 nucleotides. RefSeq names its product FH2 domain containing 3 (gene fhdc3). The record is from RefSeq and is a predicted model, not a curated record. The coding region runs from base 418 to 2496 and encodes 692 amino acids. NCBI's taxonomy places the organism in Eukaryota, Metazoa, Chordata, Actinopteri, Gobiiformes, Gobiidae. The transcript has 12 exons.